Messenger RNA from Huiozyma naganishii CBS 8797, 783 nucleotides. Its product is annotated as SRP1/TIP1 family protein. Lineage: Eukaryota; Fungi; Ascomycota; Saccharomycetes; Saccharomycetales; Saccharomycetaceae. Gene Ontology annotation, cellular component: fungal-type cell wall; fungal-type vacuole. Gene Ontology annotation, biological process: fungal-type cell wall organization. The transcript has a single exon. The coding region runs from base 1 to 783 and encodes 260 amino acids. Gene Ontology annotation, molecular function: structural constituent of cell wall. The record is from RefSeq and is a predicted model, not a curated record.
AUGGUCAGUAUACGCUCCACCGUUGCUCUUUCCGCUCUAUCCGCUGGCGCCAAUGCCGCUACGACUGUCGCCGCAGACUCUCAAGUUGUCAAGAUGGUUGAGCUAGGUGUGUACGUUAUGGACAUUGCCAACAACCUGCCUCAAUACUACUCCUUCCAAGGUGCUAACCCAGGCGAGAAGUACCCACCUGUUAUUGAAACAGCUGUCAUUGACCAAGCGUUCAACGGUGUUCCUGAAUCUCAGUGGAUCACUCUAUUGUCUGACAUUGACGAAGCUGACGUUCAAAGAAUGUUGACCGGUGUUCCAUGGUACAGUUCCAGAAUUGCACCAGCUCUAUCGGCCUCCCUAGAAGCUCAAGGUAUCGUCAUUGCCGCCCCAGGUGCUGCCGCUUCUACCGCUGCUGCCACCACGGCUACCGAAGCCUCCGCUGCCAAGACUGGUGAAACCAAGGCCACCAGCGCCCCAGUCACAGCUGCUGCCAACGGUACCAUCGUUACUUCGAAGGGUUACGCCAACUCUACAGUUCACGAAACGACCCAUUUGACUUCCACUGAAACUUCCACCGUUUGUGACGAGGUCUGUCAAUCGAAGAAGUCUGAAUCGGCCAAGACUGCCACUUCUAAGGCUUCCACUGCCCAUACCUCUACCGCCAAGGCUUCCACUGCCAAGAACGGUACCUCCUCCACCCACUCUGUUACUGCUGCUACCAAGAACGGUGCUGCCGCUAAGGGUGUCACUGGUGUUGGUGCUGGUGUCCUAGGUGCUGUGGCCCUAUUGUUGUAA